Molecule: messenger RNA, 940 nt
Organism: Talpa occidentalis (Iberian mole)
Lineage: Eukaryota; Metazoa; Chordata; Mammalia; Eulipotyphla; Talpidae
Gene: GID4
Product: GID complex subunit 4 homolog
Exons: 6
Coding region: 241-894 (217 amino acids)
Biological process (GO): negative regulation of gluconeogenesis; protein catabolic process in the vacuole; proteasome-mediated ubiquitin-dependent protein catabolic process
Cellular component (GO): extrinsic component of membrane; GID complex
Source: RefSeq, a predicted model, not a curated record
UGCGAGGGCAAGUGGGGAGGGGACUCAGCUCAAGACGGGGAGGCCCUGCUCUCAGGUCCCCGGGUCCCGGUGGCGGCCCGAGCGCUAGGUCCGCAAGCAGCGGGCGGGUGGUCCCCCCUCCCGCCCCCACCUCGCGCGUGCGCGCCACGGCCCCUCCCUCCCUGCCACCCUCCUCGGCUCCCGCGCGGCGGCGGCGGUUCCUCUCCCCUCCCCCCAGCCCUGGCUCCGGGGGACCCCGCGAUGCCGGUACGCACCGAGUGUCCCCUUCCGGCCGGUGCCUCGGCGGCCUCGGCGGCCUCGCUUAUCCCGCCGCCGCCCAUCAACACCCAGCAGCCCGGCGUGGCCACCAGCCUGCUCUACAGCGGCUCCAAGUUCCGCGGCCACCAGAAGAGCAAGGGGAACUCGUACGACGUAGAGGUGGUGCUGCAGCAUGUGGACACGGGGAACUCUUACCUUUGUGGGUACCUGAAGAUUAAAGGCCUUACUGAGGAGUAUCCAACCCUUACGACAUUCUUUGAGGGAGAAAUAAUCAGCAAAAAACACCCUUUCUUAACUCGAAAGUGGGAUGCGGAUGAAGAUGUCGAUCGGAAACACUGGGGCAAGUUUCUGGCUUUUUAUCAGUAUGCAAAAUCAUUUAAUUCAGAUGACUUUGAUUAUGAGGAACUGAAGAAUGGGGAUUAUGUCUUCAUGAGGUGGAAGGAGCAGUUCCUGGUCCCAGACCACACGAUCAAAGACAUCAGCGGUGCUUCCUUUGCCGGGUUCUACUACAUCUGCUUCCAGAAGUCGGCAGCCUCCAUAGAGGGCUACUAUUACCAUAGGAGUUCAGAAUGGUAUCAGUCUCUCAAUCUAACUCAUGUUCCUGAACACAGUGCACCCAUCUAUGAGUUCCGGUGACAACGGUUCAGAAGAGCAACCAAAUAAAACUGAACUUGGCAAAAAA